This is a messenger RNA of Lasiosphaeria miniovina, 774 nucleotides long. RefSeq lists its product as uncharacterized. Lineage: Eukaryota; Fungi; Ascomycota; Sordariomycetes; Sordariales; Lasiosphaeriaceae. The record is from RefSeq and is a predicted model, not a curated record. Bases 1 to 774 code for a protein of 257 amino acids. The transcript is spliced from 2 exons.
AUGCGGCCCUCCCAGCUCCAAACUCUGCUCGCAGCAGCAGUUAGAUGGGCCCACGGCGCCUUAGCAGCGUGCGCAGCCGACAACUGCUACAACCAGCUGGCGCGGCGCACGGCGGACGCGUCGGGGUUCUGCGCGACCUUCACGACGGCUUGCGUGGCGGGAGUCAGCCAGCUGCCGACGUACGUGUCGACGUCGUGCGGCGUGGCGCGCGUGUCGAGCGCGUGCUCGUGUCUGUGGCCUGCCGCCACCACGGCACCGGCGACCGUGACAGUCACGACGACCAGCACAGUGACGGCAUCGGUGUGCCCGGCACCGACCAACCUCGUCGCCAACCCGUCCGUCGCCGGCCUCAGCCCGUGGUUCAACGGCGAUAUCAUCACGUCGACCAGCUACGGCUACGACAACCCCGGCAUCACGCUCGCGCCGGGGUCGCCGACGGGCGGCGCGUUCCGCACCUCGUUCGCCGCCGACGGGCUGUACGAGUGGGACCAGCGCGUCACCCUCCCGAGCCGGCGCGCGGCGUACACGCUGUCGUUCGCAGCCCAGCAGCCCGCCGGCACCGGCGGCUGCUACGUCAACCCGUCGUUCGGCGUGCAGGGCAACGGCGACUUCUACGAGGGCCUGCUGCAGCACGUGACGCCGGCGUGGAAGACGUUUUCCAUCACGUACACGACCAACGGCGGCCCCGGCGGCUUCGUGGCGAUUCAGAUCCAGUGCACGGGCGGCGAGGCGAAUGUCGUCUUGCUUGACCAGGUGUCGCUUGUUGCUCUGUGA